AUGGUCUAUGGUGAGGUGGUCGUUCCUGGCAUGGUAUUUGUAGAAAUGGCAAUGGAGGCCGCCAGAGCGCAUUUGGGUCCGCAGGCUCAGCUGCGAAGCGUGCACAUGCUGUGGCCCUGUGUGGUGCCAAAGGACAGUGACGUUGAUGGCAAGCAGGUGAUCCUUCGCCUUGCGAUCAUAGGCAACAAGCGCUUUGAAUUGCGAAGCCGGGGCCCUGAUGAUGAUGCCUGGACCGUUCACUGUGAGGGGCGUGUCGAAGCUACUGCUGUGGAGACGACGGCACAAACCGUGGACUCGGACAGGAACCAGGAACAUGCUAGCACAGAAAGAGAUGAAGGAGUCAACUCUGCAAGUCUGUACGCGCUUGUCGAUAGAUCAGGGCUGCAUCUGGGACCCAUGUUCCAUGUGUGCUAUGACAUCCGGCGCGAUGCAGAUGGAGUGUCCUGCCAGCUGCAGCUCAGUCCUGAUGUCUCCGGCGAAGGUUACAUUAUUCAUCCAUGCCUCCUCGAUGGCUCGAUUCAUGCAGCAUGCGCAAUGGUGGCUGACGACACGACUCCAACACUGAAGAUAUUUGCAGGUGUCGGAAAAGUUUCCAUACAUACCAGUGAUGUGCCGACGGAUCGCCCGUUGGUGCUGCACUUGCAGCUCACUGAAAACACAGACAAGGAACAGGUCUUUACCUGCCGUGUUUUCAGUCAUUCGGGAUCCCUGUUGUGGCGGCUAGAGGACGUGGUGUUUAGGAAGGUGCUACCUGACCAAGUGCAGAAGGCUGGUGCCAGAAAGACAGCACCGGGCCAGAUCAGCUUCUUUGAAUCGAAGUGGGUUGGCCACAUCGGUGAUGCGGAAAGUGCCCAGGGCUUCUUGCCCUCCAGAAAUUCUGAUGAGCAGUGGCUUUUUCUGGCGGAUGCUGGCUUGCUGGAUUCGCUUAAAGCAGAAGUUGGUGAGGAGCAUGUUUGCUGCACUUCUCUGCCAUGUGUCUCCGAAGACUUUCAAGUUGCACAGAUGGUGUACAUCCCAUCGCCGGAUGAUUCCCCACUUGAUGUUGUGGAGAAUGGUAUUGCUCUGAUUCAGAUGGCAUUGCGCAUGAACGUCAGCCCAGUGGUGUGGUUCGUGUUGCACGCCAUGGAUGCGAGAUCUUUGAAGGGCGAGGCCAUCCCAUGGCAUGCUGGUCUCUGGGGCUUGGCCCGCUGCUUCCGGCUCGAGUCGCCCGGCUCCUUUGCUGGCUGCGUGGACCUCGGCGUCAACUGCAAAGGUUCUGGUGAUGUCAUCGCCAGGCUGCGAAAGUUGAAGCUGCAUCGCCAGAGCGACGUGGAGUUGAUGGAGCCGGAGCUGCUCCUCCACACGGAGCUGCAGAGUCCAAACCUCGCCUUGCUGGUCCAUCGAUUGGAAGACACCAGCGGGAAAUUCCGGAAGGUGGACAUGUCUAGGUAUCGUCCAGGCGAUGGUAGCAUUGCUAUUAGCGGCGGCACCAGCGGCCUGGGGCUUCUGGUUGCUACGUGGUUUGCGGAGAAUGGUGCAGGGCAUGUCGCCUUGCUCUCGCGCACCGGCAACAUUUCACAGGACUCAGAGUUUUGA
Molecule: messenger RNA, 1575 nt
Organism: Symbiodinium sp. CCMP2592
Lineage: Eukaryota; Dinophyceae; Suessiales; Symbiodiniaceae
Source: the annotation of a GenBank genome assembly